GUGCUGAUAUCAAUGAACGCACCAGUCAGUUCAACUUCGCCUCACUCGACAGACUUGCUGAGGCCACACGCUAUGCAUCAAAGGUGUCGGUCAUCACGCACACGCGUGCACUCAUGCAUCCAUCCAUCCAGGCACUGGAGGUCGAUCCAUCAAUCAAUACACGACGAAGACCUCCACCUCAUCAGCUUUGAAUGAACCACCUCAUCAGUCUGAGCAUUGAAGCCGCCGUCACCAGUCACCACAAGGCAGCGUCAUACACAGUCACUCACCCCUUAGCAUUCACUACUCCUCCUCCUCCUCUCUGUGUCGCUUCUUCUUUUUCUUCUUCUGCCUCCUGCCCUCUCCCUCACCCUCACCAACCGCAGCAGCAGCAGCAGCGGCUGCUGCCUGCCGCCCUUCCGCCGCCUGUUCGGCAGCUGCCUCGCUCUCCAUGUGCUUCUUUCUCUUUUUCUUUCUUUUGUCCUGGAUGCGUUGGCCGGCCUCCUCGGCUGCCUCGUCGGCCGCCUUCCUCUUCCUCUUUGCCGGCUCCUGCUCCUCCUCACCUGCCGUGACGGCCGCCGCCGCAGCGGCGGCGGCGGCUGCCGGCUUUGGCCUGGGUCCCUUGACCCAGGUCAUAGUGGGCUCCUCGACGCCCAAGGGCAGCGGCUUGGUCCACUUGCCGAAGGUGUACUGGCGUUCGUCGUAGAUGCUGCCGACAUACGACAUGUCGCUCUUGGGUGCGCGUGCCAUGAUGUCUCCCACAGCGUCAGCGAGGUACUGUGUGGACAUGAGGGUGCGGCUGAGGGGGGCGUUGGCCCAGUCCAUCGUGGCCGUCGUCUUGUCCAUCGUGUAGUGCCCCAAAGCACGGUCCACCUCCUGCAUCGCCAUCAGCCCGCUCUCCGGCUCCACCUUCACCACACCCUGGAACCGCAAACCUGACAGACACCAGACACCAUACGCAGAGAGAACACAUCGCUCGCUGCCUUUGGUGUGCGUGCGUGUUCCCUUUUGCCCUUUGGUGUGUGUGCGUACCGACGGGCCGUGAUCGAUAGGGUGUGGAUGCCAGCUCGAGGAUGCCCAUCUCGGCACACAUGUUCUUGUCGUAAGCCCGCUUGAGCACCGCCACGCAGGGCCUGUCGGUCUUGACCGCCUGGUUCUCCUCGUCCGUCCCCCCAAGGCGCAUCCAGGCCGUGUCGUAGGACCGGUAGAGCGGCGACCUGCCCGCCCUGUGGUUGAGGAUGAAGUCCUCGACCUGCGGCCGGAGGUGCUCGAAGAGCGCCCUGCGGCCUCCCCUGAUCUUGAGGUUGCUGGGCACGUCGAUGAAGACCACAUCGCCGUCGAACGGCAGCUGGGCUCUCGGAAGAGGCAGCGUGCCGUCGCCCCUGAUGGUGGCUGGGCGUGUCGCCUGGGAUGGGUGCUGCUUGUAGCCCACGAAGAUGCUGGGUCGCGAGUAGAGGGCCUGGAUGGGGGGAGGAUGGUGGUUGACGUCCACCAGAGUGUCCGCCCAUACGUAGGGAUUCAUCCGCAGCUUCUUGACCUUCUCCUUCCUCACCACCUUCCUCACCCGCCCCUCCGUCGCUGCUUCAUCUCUGCCCUCGCCGGGUGGUGCCUUCUGUUUCUUCUUCUUCUUCUUGGUCUUCUUGACGCCCGCUGCUGGUGCUGCUGCUGCCUCAGCUACAUCUUGCGCUUCCUCCUGGGCCGCCGACGCAGCCGCGCUUUGUUGCUUCCGCUGCUUUUUCUUCUUUUUCUUGACAGAUCCGGGCUCGAGGGGCUCAGCUGUAUCCAUUGGGAUGGAGUGCAACGGGAGAUCAGACGGGGAGAUCACUCCGCACGCGGACUGCUGCGAGCAACUGGAGCUGAGCUUGUCCUGAUACGCA
Vitrella brassicaformis is the source of this 1856-nucleotide messenger RNA. Lineage: Eukaryota; Vitrellaceae. The record is from the annotation of a GenBank genome assembly.